This is a messenger RNA of Orycteropus afer afer, 1955 nucleotides long. It is a transcript of the gene KLHL21, whose product is annotated as kelch like family member 21. The record is from RefSeq and is a predicted model, not a curated record. Lineage: Eukaryota; Metazoa; Chordata; Mammalia; Tubulidentata; Orycteropodidae. Gene Ontology annotation, molecular function: protein binding. Gene Ontology annotation, biological process: protein ubiquitination.
CUCCGCAGGCCCCGGCCGCGGUCUCCGUGCAGCGUAGGCGUCAUGGAGCGGCCGGCGCCUCUGGCCGUGCUACCCUUCUCAGAUCCCGCGCACGCCCUGAGCUUGCUGCGCGGCCUGAGCCAGCUACGCGCCGAGCGCAAGUUCCUGGACGUGACCCUGGAGGCGGCGGGUGGGCGCGACUUCCCGGCGCACCGGGCCGUGCUGGCAGCCGCCAGCCCCUACUUCCGCGCCAUGUUCGCGGGGCAGCUGCGCGAAAGCCGCGCCGAGCGGGUGCGGUUGCACGGAGUGCCUCCCGACAUGCUGCAGCUGCUGCUUGACUUCAGCUACACCGGCCGCGUGGCAGUGAGCGGCGACAACGCGGAGCCGCUGCUGCGUGCCGCCGACCUGCUGCAGUUCCCGGCCGUGAAGGAGGCGUGCGGCGCCUUCCUGCAGCAGCAGCUCGACCUGGCCAACUGCCUGGACAUGCAGGACUUCGCUGAGGCCUUCAGCUGCGCGGGGCUGGCGAGCGCAGCGCAACGCUUCAUCCUGCGCCACGUGGGCGAGCUGGGCGCGGAGCAGCUGGAGAGGCUGCCGCUGGCGCGCCUGCUGCGCUACCUGCGAGACGACGGGCUGUGCGUUCCCAAGGAGGAAGCCGCCUACCAGCUGGCGCUGCGCUGGGUGCGGGCAGACCCGCCGCGACGUGCAGCUCACUGGCCGCAGCUGCUCGAGGCCGUGCGCUUGCCCUUCGUGCGCCGCUUCUACCUGCUUGCUCACGUCGAGGCCGAGCCGCUGGUGGCGCGCUGCCCGCCUUGCCUGCGCCUGCUACGCGAGGCGCGCGACUUCCAGGCAGCUCGCUAUGACCGCCACGACCGCGGGCCCUGUCCCCGCAUGCGUCCGCGUCCCUCCACUGGCCUUGCCGAGAUCCUCGUGCUUGUGGGCGGCUGCGACCAGGACUGCGACGAACUGGUCACCGUCGACUGCUAUAACCCGCAGACGGGCCAGUGGCGCUACCUGGCCGAGUUUCCGGACCACCUGGGUGGGGGCUACAGCAUCGUGGCGCUGGGCAACGACAUUUAUGUUACGGGUGGGUCUGACGGCUCAAGGCUCUAUGACUGUGUGUGGAGGUACAACUCGAGCGUUAAUGAGUGGACAGAGGUGGCACCCAUGCUGAAGGCCCGUGAGUACCACAGCUCCUCAGUCCUGGAUGGGCUGCUCUACGUGGUGGCCGCGGACAGCACGGAGCGCUAUGACCACACUACUGACUCAUGGGAGGCCCUGCGGCCCAUGACCUACCCCAUGGACAACUGUUCUACGACUGCCUGCCGAGGCAGGCUCUAUGCCAUCGGUUCCUUGGCUGGCAAAGAGACCAUGGUCAUUCAGUGCUACCACCCAGACACAGACCUGUGGUCCCUGGUGGACUGUGGCCAGCUCCCACCCUGGUCCUUCGCCCCCAAGACUGUGACGCUGAAUGGACUCAUGUACUUUGUCAGGGAUGACUCCGCAGAGGUAGAUGUCUAUAACCCAGUGAAGAACGAGUGGGACAAGAUCCCAUCUAUGAAUCAGGUACAUGUCGGGGGCAGCCUGGCUGUCCUGGGUGGGAAGCUCUACGUCUCCGGUGGCUACGACAACACAUUUGAACUCUCGGACGUGGUGGAGGCGUAUGACCCAGAAAGUCGGGCAUGGAGUGUGGUUGGUCGGCUGCCGGAGCCCACCUUCUGGCAUGGCAGUGUCAGCAUCUUCCGCCAGUUCAUGCCCCAGGUGCCCUCAGGUGGGCGGGGCUUUGAGCUGGACAGUGGCAGCCACGAGGUGAACUCAGGCCGGCUUCAGCCACCACAGAACCUGGACGAUCUGCACUAGCCCUGGCUUGGCCCAGGGAGGGCCUCUGGGUGGGUGACCCAGCACCUGUGAGGUGGGCAGCAACCCUCCUUUGUGCACGAGGACAGGUUGGGCUCCCCAGGUGGAGUGUGGGCUCUUGG